AGCGCGGAACGCUGGCUCCGGACGUUCCGCAUCCGCUCCAGCCUCCCGGGCUCCCAGGCGCCUGGAAGCCCGCGGCGCUCGGAAUGUUCUAGGAAGAUCGGGACGCGUCCGCGGGGGCUCCAGAGGCUGGUGGCGGACGUUGAGGCAGCGGCGUCCCCUGGUGGCCCCUGCGGGGAUCGCAGGCGGGAGCCGGACCCGGAGAGUCCAGUCCCUAGCCCCACAACACCGCCCACACCUAUUUUCCGAAUGAGGGAACUGAGGCCGGGAGAGGAACUGGUUGGGGCCUUGCAAUCUGAAUUACAAAGCACGACCGUUCAAGCUCCAAGCUUGGACACCUCCCUUGAUGGAGAACUCAUUAUCUAUCAGAAAACUAGGACAUUAGUUUCAUUGCUUUUGGAAAAAGAGAAGAAAAGAGAAAGCAAAACAUUGAUGGGAGAGAGAAACACAGAUUGGCUGCCUCCUGUACGUGCCCAGACCAGGGACUGAACCAGCAACCUAGGAGAAAACGUCUGGGUCUUCACAACUGCUUCUGGGUUUGUCUGUCACGAUGUCGCGAUUCUGUACAGGCCGCACAUACACUCAGGAACAAGUGAAAGUGCAAAAGGCGGAUGAGCAAACCGGCGCACGCAGCAGCUGAGUGGCUCGUACAAGGUCACGCUGCUAGCCCCGGGAGAACCUUGGAAUGGACGAAGAGGGAGCCCGGCAGUCCGCUGGGCCACCCGCAAGGAAGAAAUUCUUCAUACCGCUGGACGAGGAUGAGGUCCCUCCUGCUGGGCUCAAGCCCUUAUUCAAAUCCACGCAGAGCUGUCCCACCACGGCGACCUCGGCCCAGGCAGCCCCGCAGACCUACGCUGAGUUCGCCAUCUCAGGACCUGCAGGGGGAGCUAGAGCCACACACCCCGAGGGGCCAGAGCCCCAGGCAGGGGAGGCCCCCGGCCAGGCUCCCAAACCAGGGGCAAAAUCCAACAGCAUCAUUGUGAGCCCCCGGCAGAGGGGCAACCCUGUGCUGAAGUUUGUGCGCAACGUGCCCUGGGAAUUCGGCGACGUGGUUCCCGACUACGUGCUGGGUCAGAGCACCUGUGCCCUCUUCCUCAGCCUCCGCUACCACAACCUCCACCCAGACUACAUCCACCAGCGGCUGCAGAGCCUGGGGAAGAACUUUGCCCUGCGGGUCCUGCUGGUCCACGUGGACGUGAAAGACCCGCAGCAGGCGCUGAAGGAGCUGGCUAAGAUGUGCAUCCUGGCGGACUGCACGCUGGUCCUGGCCUGGAGCCCCGAGGAGGCCGGGCGCUACCUGGAGACCUACAAGGCCUACGAGCAGAAGCCGGCCGACCUCCUGAUGGAGAAGCUGGACCAGGACUUCGUCUCCCGGGUGACUGACUGUCUGACCACCGUGAAGUCAGUCAACAAAACCGACAGUCAGACCCUCCUGACUACUUUCGGGUCUCUGGAACAGCUCAUAGCUGCAUCUCGGGAAGAUCUGGCCUUGUGUCCAGGCCUGGGGCCUCAGAAGGCCCGCAGGCUGUUUGACGUCCUACACGAGCCUUUCCUGAAAGUGCCCCGGUGACCUCCACUGCAAGGGAGGCCGUGUGUGUCAGUCACAAUAAAGUGUUUCCCUGGUCCA
This is a messenger RNA of Artibeus jamaicensis (Jamaican fruit-eating bat), 1624 nucleotides long. It is a transcript of the gene ERCC1, whose product is annotated as ERCC excision repair 1, endonuclease non-catalytic subunit. The coding region runs from base 683 to 1567 and encodes 294 amino acids. The record is from RefSeq and is a predicted model, not a curated record. The transcript has 13 exons. Lineage: Eukaryota; Metazoa; Chordata; Mammalia; Chiroptera; Phyllostomidae. Gene Ontology annotation, biological process: UV-damage excision repair; nucleotide-excision repair; mitotic recombination. Gene Ontology annotation, cellular component: nucleus; ERCC4-ERCC1 complex; nucleotide-excision repair factor 1 complex. Gene Ontology annotation, molecular function: single-stranded DNA binding; damaged DNA binding.